GCUGGACCAUUAACUAAAGUGACGAUUUGUAAGGACAAAGAAGGAAAACCUAAGUCUUUUGGAUUUGUCUGCUUUAAGCACAAAGAAUCAGUGCCUUAUGCAGUAGCUUUGCUGAAUGGAAUCCGUUUGUAUGGAAGACCAAUUAAAGUGCAGUAUCGGUUUGGGAGCUCUCACUCAUCAGAACUAAACAGCCCUACCCAUGGUUUUGAGAACUAUAUUGACUUAUAUUCACCUUCAUAUAGGUAUCAAGAGCCUUAUGGAAAUCCUCCAUUUCCUGUUACUCCUUUUCCAAUGAACAAUAGUUUACCUCAUGAAUACUCAGGCUUUCAAAAGAUGACUCUGGCGCACUGGGCCACUCUUGUCCUAAUCAAUUUUGUCCGAGAUAUUCCACAAAGCAAGGGAAGUGGUCUCUCCAGAUGGCAACCUGUGGGCCGAACACAAACUCAACAAAAACAUCAUGGAGCUUCUGAAUAUGAUGAGUAUGGAUCAAUGAACCAUUUUUUAGCACAGCAGUACACAGUACAGAGUCCAGUGGGUCAACAAUUUCCUUACUAUCAGAUGACUCCACCACUGCCUUCAAAUUUGUCUUUUUCUCCCUAUCAGAAGCAAGCUGCAAAUUUAAAGUCUACACAGAGUUCUUUUGAAUUGGCCCUGCCAUGUUCAAGUUACUGUGAAGUGCACCAGGUGGAUGAAAGCACCUCUAAAAGAAAGAGAGAACAGCAAAGCUGUGACAGUGACACUAGUAUUGAGGAUGACAAAAUGAGACAAAAAGAACGUGACCAAAAAUACAAGAAGCGCAAAGCCAAGAAAAAGAUGCAUUAA
This is a messenger RNA of Phaethon lepturus (White-tailed tropicbird), 822 nucleotides long. It is a transcript of the gene RBM11, whose product is annotated as RNA binding motif protein 11. The transcript has 5 exons. The record is from RefSeq and is a predicted model, not a curated record. NCBI's taxonomy places the organism in Eukaryota, Metazoa, Chordata, Aves, Phaethontiformes, Phaethontidae. Gene Ontology annotation, cellular component: nucleus. Gene Ontology annotation, biological process: regulation of alternative mRNA splicing, via spliceosome. The annotation marks the transcript as partial. Gene Ontology annotation, molecular function: single-stranded RNA binding.